UCGACCCCCCCCCCCCCAAAUCGGUUCAGGCAAUGAAACAGACAGGUUACCGGGUGCGGGCUUCAAGCGCCCGGCGCAUGCGCCGUUCUCUCUCUCUCUCUCUCCCCCGGCGGCGUUGGCGACGAUGGCGGACAUCAAAGAAAAGAAGGUACCACCUGUCCCGGAAAGCCUCUUGAAAAAACGCCAGGCGUUUGCAGUCAUGAAGGCCAAACGUAUCAAGCGUUUGGUGGCAGAGAAGAAGGUAAAAAGGCAGAAGAGGAAACUAAUCUACAAAAGAGCUGAGUUUUAUCACAAGGAGUACAAGCAAAUGUACCGAAGUGAGAUCCGUUUUUCCAGAAUGGCACGUAAAGCCAACAAUUACUAUGUCCCUGCUGAACCCAGGCUGGCAUUUGUGAUCCGUAUUAGGGGCAUCAAUGGUGUUAGCCCGAAAGUGCGCAAGGUGCUUCAGCUCCUUCGACUGCGUCAGAUCUUCAAUGGAGUGUUUGUGAAAUUGAAUAAAGCUUCAAUCAAUAUGCUCCGUAUUGCAGAGCCAUAUAUUGCAUGGGGCUACCCAAAUCUGAAGUCUGUCCGUGAAUUGAUCUACAAACGUGGCUUUGGCAAGAUCAGGCAUCAGCGCAUUGCACUCACUGACAAUUCCUUGAUCGAAAAGCAGCUUGGAAGGUUUGGCAUCAUUUGUAUUGAAGAUCUGAUUCAUGAGGUCUACACAGUGGGGAAGAACUUCAAGAUGGCCAACAAUUUCUUGUGGCCCUUUAAAUUGUCUUCACCACGUGGUGGCAUGAACAAAAAGACAACACACUUUGUUGAGGGUGGUGAUGCUGGUAACAGAGAAGACCAAAUCAACAGGAUGAUUAGGUGUAUGAACUAAGGUAUGCCGCAUGUCAAAUUUCUACCAUGUCUGUUAAAUAAAAAAAAAAUUUGCAAUGAU
Messenger RNA from Amblyraja radiata (thorny skate), 925 nucleotides. It is a transcript of the gene rpl7, whose product is annotated as ribosomal protein L7. NCBI's taxonomy places the organism in Eukaryota, Metazoa, Chordata, Chondrichthyes, Rajiformes, Rajidae. Gene Ontology annotation, biological process: maturation of LSU-rRNA from tricistronic rRNA transcript (SSU-rRNA, 5.8S rRNA, LSU-rRNA). The transcript has 7 exons. The record is from RefSeq and is a predicted model, not a curated record. Bases 125 to 865 code for a protein of 246 amino acids. Gene Ontology annotation, cellular component: cytosolic large ribosomal subunit. Gene Ontology annotation, molecular function: structural constituent of ribosome; RNA binding.